Bradysia coprophila is the source of this 1963-nucleotide messenger RNA. RefSeq names its product ATPase family AAA domain containing bor (gene bor). Gene Ontology annotation, molecular function: ATP hydrolysis activity; zinc ion binding; ATP binding. Lineage: Eukaryota; Metazoa; Arthropoda; Insecta; Diptera; Sciaridae. Gene Ontology annotation, cellular component: mitochondrion. Gene Ontology annotation, biological process: mitochondrion organization. The record is from RefSeq and is a predicted model, not a curated record.
UUGACAUUUACACAAUCUUCUAACCUUUACACCGAUUCACUCGCACAACUCGCACGUUGAAAAUUUUCCCGAAUUACAUCAGAAAAUUUGUUAGAAUUUGUCGUUUAGUCGAUUUAGUGAAACAAAGUAUCACAGAAAAUGUCGUGGCUCUUCGGAUAUAAAACACCACAACCACAAAUGACCAGUGCUGGUGGAUCGGAUGAGGGUGGUCCCCCAAAUACAGCCGGUCAGGCGAGUGGAGAUCAAAAACUUACAUCAGCCGAACGGAAGGCAAUGGAAGCAUAUCGUUUUGAUUCGUCCGCCUUAGAAAGGGCAGCCGAGGCAGCAAAGACAUUGGAAAGAUCUAAGCAUGCACGGGAGGCACUGGAAUUGUCCAAAAUGCAAGAGGGAACCAGACAACAAGAGUAUCAAGUCAAGGUGAAAGAGUACGAAGCGCACAUUGAACAGGCCAAGGUGGAACAGAAACGAAUCGAUCACGAAGAACGGCGGAAAACAUUAAUUGAAGAGACAAAGCAACAGCAGCAACGUGCGCAAUAUCAGGAUCAAUUGGCUAGAAAGCGUUACGAAGAACAAUUGGCACAACAGCAGCGAGUUCAAGAGGAGAAUUUGCGUAAGCAAGAAGAAAGUGUUGCUAAGCAAGAAGCAAUGCGACGAGCCACAAUAGAACAUGAAAUUGAAAUGAAGGAGAAAAAUAAACUCAAAUUGCUGGAACAUGAAAUGCGAGCGAAGGCAAAGGUGGACCGAGAAAAUCGUGAUUUGACUUUGGAACAAAUUCGUUUGAAGGCACAGGAGAAUCGGGUGACCGUUCUGGAAUCGAUCAAAACUGCAGGCACAGUACUCGGAACAGGAGCACAAGCUUUGCUAACCGACUGGGACAAAGUCCUAGCGGCAGUUGGUGGUCUCUCACUAUUGGCAUUGGGAGUUUAUUCGGCGAAAGGUGCGACUGGAGUUGCAUCUCGUUACGUCGAAGCUCGCAUUGGUAAACCGAAUUUGGUGAAUGAAACUUCGCGGUUUUCGUUCUUGGACAUCAUCAGUCAUCCCAUCAAAGCCGUCCAACGUUUAAAAAAGAAAUCAAGCGAUGCCCUGCAAGGCGUCAUCUUAGAACCGAAACUUGAAGAACGUCUUCGCGACGUUGCAAUUGCCACUAAAAACACCCGCCAGAACAACGGAAUGUACCGAAACAUUUUGAUGCAUGGACCGCCCGGAACAGGUAAAACUCUGUUUGCGAAAAAAUUGGCCGAACAUUCGGGAAUGGAUUAUGCCAUAAUGACUGGCGGUGAUGUCGGACCGAUGGGUAAAGACGGUGUCACAGCCAUACACAAAGUUUUCGAUUGGGCACAAACCAGUCGGCGUGGCCUGCUGCUGUUUGUCGAUGAAGCCGAUGCAUUCUUGAGGAAACGGUCAUCGGAACAAAUUUCGGAAGAUCUUCGAUCGGCAUUGAAUGCAUUUCUGUACAGGACCAGUGAACAAAAUCCGAAAUUCAUGUUGGUGCUAGCUAGUAAUACACCGGAACAAUUCGAUUAUGCCAUCAACGAUCGUUUGGACGAAAUGGUGGAAUUUCUAUUGCCUGGAUUAGAGGAACGGGAACGAUUGAUUCGAUUGUAUUUCGAUAAAUUCGUUCUACAACCGGCAGCCGAAGGCAAAAAACGAUUCAGUGUCGACCAAUUUGAUUACGGUGCUGUUUGCAGUAAAAUGGCAAAAAUGUGCGCUGGUAUGUCUGGUCGUGAGAUUUCGAAAUUGGGUGUUGCGUGGCAGGCUGCAGUUUAUGCUUCAGAGAACGGUGUACUGACAGAAAAAAUGGUACUUGACCGGUGUGAAGCAGCCACCGAACAACAUAAACAGAAGAUGGCAUGGUUAUCCGAGCAAGAAAAAGGGGAUCACAAGUCGAUAACAGUCGCGAAGGCAACAUAAUUCCAAAAUUUGUUAACCGAUAUAACGAACCGUUGUAACUGUUGUUAACAAA